GAUGAGAUAAGCACAAUCAAACCUCCACGUGCCUCGGCUUAACACGUUAUCUCCAUCGCGUCUCAUUUUUGGGAAUCGCAUCUCUCAGGGGAACGAGCACCUGUUUUUUCGCGGCGGCAGGGUUUCGACUGUCAUUCUUUCUCUUCACACAGGCGGCAUUGUCGUUAGUUUCGCCUGUCUUCCUGAGACGCCUUAACGCUAGCUUGUUUUUUCUCAUUGAUGGUACCUGGGAUCUAUAGCAUAGCUAGCUAGCUAGCGAUAAUCGACUACCGUCAACAUGGCUUCCCUGUCCACUCUUUCCCACCUCCUCCAGGAAUGCAUCUCAUCUCUUCUCACCUGGAAGGCACUAGCCCUGUUUCUUGCACUGAUCAAUUUGAAGAAUCUUCCUCUGGUCUGGCAUGCCCGCCUCGCCCACCACCUCUACCGCAACAUCCGGCGCACCCCGCAAGACCCGCACCACCCAGCCUCCACGCACCCGCCGCCGCACGCGACGCACCCGAUCUUCCUCCCGCUGACCAUCAGCUCGCGCACCCCGAUCCUGGAAACCGACUACAACUUCCACAAGUCCAACAGCACCUACUUCUCCGACCUGGACAUCGCGCGCACCGCCCUGGCUACCCGCAUCUUCACCCCGGGGUCGCGCAUCGUGAACCGCGACCUCGACGCCGAGGCCGCGGCGGCGUCUUCAGCAUCAUCAGCAUCAUCCGACGGGAAGGAGAAGAAGCAGCCCCCCAAAGGCGGAAGCAAACUCGGGCUGUACAUCGCCCUGGGCAGCGUGUUCUGCAGCUUCAAGCGCGAGAUCAAGCCCUUCGAGCGCUAUGAGAUUACCUCGAGGGUGAUCGGUUGGGAUGAGAAGUGGGUGUAUAUGAUUAGUUAUUUUGUGAGGCCCCAGGCCGGAAAGAAGGGGAGGUUGUUGGCUACCGCACUGAGUAAGUAUGUGGUUAAGAAGGGACGGGUGACGGUGCCCCCUGAGAGGGUGCUGAGGGCGAGUGGGUUCUUGCCGGAGAGGCCGGUGGGGUCGGUGGGUUCUGGGAGCUUGACGCCGGGGGAGAGUGGGAGUGGGAGUGGGAGUGGGAGUGGGAGUGGGAGUGAGGAGGGGCAGUUGUUGGAUGAGGGGAUUACGGCCACAGCCACGGGGGUGGAUGCGGCGGUCGUGAGGGAGGUGUUGCUGGAUGCUGGGGAUGGUGAUGAAGCGGCGAAGGAGGAGCAGAGGGAGAGGAAUGUUCAUUCGUGGAAUGAGGAGGAUUGGCCGUGGGAGAGGAUCGAGGAGGAGAGGUUGCGUGGUUUGAAGGUUGUGGAGGGGUAUGCUGGCUUGGAUGCGAAGUUGUUUGAGGAGUGGGGUGGGGAGUGAGUGGUUGCUUGCAUAGAGUUAGACUUAGAUUUCGGGCUUUCUUUCAUGGGAUUCGAUGUAGAAUGUAUGAUUUCGGCUUGGCUGGGGGUGAUGGUUGGUCUUGAUAUUACAGUUCACUGCAUUAAUUGUUGCACAAGAAGGGAUGCUAUCGCUGGCUAUGAACGUCUA
Messenger RNA from Aspergillus fijiensis CBS 313.89, 1519 nucleotides. RefSeq names its product acyl-CoA thioesterase. Lineage: Eukaryota; Fungi; Ascomycota; Eurotiomycetes; Eurotiales; Aspergillaceae. The transcript is spliced from 2 exons. The record is from RefSeq and is a predicted model, not a curated record. The coding region runs from base 278 to 1351 and encodes 357 amino acids.